This is a messenger RNA of Klebsormidium nitens, 1722 nucleotides long. Lineage: Eukaryota; Viridiplantae; Streptophyta; Klebsormidiophyceae; Klebsormidiales; Klebsormidiaceae. The record is from the annotation of a GenBank genome assembly.
CACAGAUCAUUUCUCGCUUUCAGCAUUUUGAAUACUUUGCUACAGUAACACCUACCUUGAAUAGAGCAGCAAGCUUGCAUCGUUAUCAGUCUUUGGACCUUCAGCAUUGCUUUCACCAGUGGAGGAAGCACGUCCUUCAGCGCAGUUUGACAGGACAGACUCUGAUUAGCCUGCCCCUGACCUAGAAUUUUUUUGCUGCCCAUACUCCUGUCUAGCAAUCAGAACGCAAUAUAUGUAGCAGUCACAAGCGGUCUGAAUUCAUAGCAAGGGUCAUUUGAGCUUGAAGUUGCAGCGAGAAAGGUAGAGCAGAGGGGCAACUCUGCAAUUCUGAGGAAGGGCGCGGCAGCCCAAGAGUCAAGAUCUCUUGUUGAAGCCCUGUGGAGAUACUGCACUAAGGCAGGAGGAGGGGCGGCUGGAGCUUGAGCAAUGGCGGGCUUCUUUCUGACACGGUACCUGCGCGCUCUGGUGUCAAAGAACCACCGGCGUCUUGUGACUGCGGGCUAUGACCUGGACCUGAGCUACAUCACUGACCGCAUCAUUGCCACGAGCUACCCAGCAGAGCGCUACGACUCGCUGUACAGAAACCCAAUGUCGCAGGUCCGGCGGUUCCUGGAUUCCAAGCAUGGCGACCAUUACAAGGUGUACAACCUGUGCGAGGAGCUCAGCUACGAGUCCAGCUGUUUCUACGGCCGCACGGAGCGCUUCCCAUCAGAUGACCACCACGUACCUCCGCUCUUCAUGGUGCAAAGAUUCUGUGAGAGCCUAGACGCUUGGCUCAAUGCAAACCCGGAUAAUGUAGCGGCAAUCCACUGUCGAGCGGGGAAGGGCAGGACAGGAGUCAUGGUCUGUGCGUAUCUGGUCUACACGGGAAUGGCUCCAGAGGAGGCCCUUUCUAUGUACGCUCGCAAGAGGACGGUCAACCAGAAGGGGGUCACUAUUGCGAGCCAGCGUCGCUACGUCCGCUACAUCGAGAAGCUGCCACGUGUCCUCAAGCAGGAUGGGUUUCUCAACGCUGCCCAGGCUGAGAGGAGCGCAUCGUCUGAUAUGCUCAGGGCUCCGGAGGGCCGGCCACUUCGCAGAAUACGACUGUACGACGUGACAGGUGCUGAGAAGCUCGACUUCGCCCUCUUUCAUCUCCGACCGCCAGUAGGUGAGGGCCGAGAGAUGGAGUACUGGCCGGCAGAGGAGAUCUUUAGUGGGCAGUGCUGCCUUGGCAGGCGAGGUCACCAGCGCACCAUGACCCCGCGCUUCUUCAAGAGCGCGCUGCAAGCCGUGCAGCCGCUCGAGUUGUCGGAGGGCGACUCGUCGGAUGGGGACGCGCCGCCGCCCGGCGAAGCGCGGUGGGCGGUCCAGAUGGACACCGACAUGGCGCCCGAGCCGAGCCGCAAGAGGCGCCACCUCGACUGCUACUUCAAGGAAGCGCUCCCGGUCUCCGGCGACAUCCGGCUGGUGUGCCGCGAGCCGGGCGGAGGCGGGCGCCUAUUCACGGCGUGCUUCCACUCGGCGUUCAUCCCGAGCGGGGGCAUCGUACAGCUGGGCCGGUCGGAGCUGGACAAGCUGUCCAAGAAGGCCAAGAACUUGUGCGGGCCCAACUUCUCCGUGGAGCUGCUCUUCGCGCCGGCCAGCGAGCCCAGCAGCCCCAAGAGCGUGGUCACGGUCCAGGCAGCGGCCAGGAUCGUGCCGGAAGCAACCCCCGCGCUGCAGCGAUUCGACUCGUUCUAG